UAUAUUCAUGGAGUACAUAAAUAACACAAACGAAUUUUAGCGCCAACGGCCAUCGCUUGAUUCCCCAAAUUUCGAUUUAAAAAGAAAGAAAAAAGUUUGACCUCAAUUCUUCAAAAUUCCCAAAAUCUUUGCAAAGUUUGAUUCUUCUCCGCAGGGAUUCAAACCAAGCACCGCGCAUCCGCUAAUCAGGAUGGCCUUGGUAACAACAGCUGAACUUUGUGAUGCAAACCCACAGUAUAUUAUGAAUGGGGAGCUGCGGGCGCUAUUGCCAAAUUUCAAGAUAUACGGCCAGCGUCAAGUGUUCUAUGGGCAGGUUGUUACUCUCAGAGUGUUUGAAGACAACGUGUUGGUACGCGAGUUUCUUGAGGAGAAGGGGGACGACAGGGUUCUGGUUGUUGAUGGGGGUGGCAGCUUGAGGUGCGCCAUAUUGGGGGGGAACCCGGUGGUUCAAGCACAGAACAACGGGUGGGCAGGUAUCAUUGUGAAUGGAUGCAUAAGGGAUGUGGAUGAGAUCAAUGGGUGUGACAUUGGUGUGAGAGCUCUGAGCUCGCACCCCAUGAAGGCUAGCAAGAAGGGACUCGGAGAGAAGCACCUUCCAGUGCAUUUUGGUGGGACUAGGAUAUGUGAUGGGGAGUGGCUCUAUGCAGAUACUGAUGGCAUUCUUGUUUCCAAGUCUGAGUUGUCUGUCUAAUCAUAUUCUUACCAUCUUCCUUGAUCAAUUAGUUUUCUAGGUUCACUUCUGUUUCUGUUAAGUUGGCUUUGAUAAUCACUCAUAGGUUUGUAUUUGUAGCAUUCUUCUCUCCAUCUGGUUUUUUAUGUGAUGGCUCUUCUGCUGAUGCAGCUUGUGCACUUCUUUAUGUACAUGAUAUUGAUACCC
Salvia hispanica is the source of this 877-nucleotide messenger RNA. NCBI's taxonomy places the organism in Eukaryota, Viridiplantae, Streptophyta, Magnoliopsida, Lamiales, Lamiaceae. The record is from RefSeq and is a predicted model, not a curated record.